Molecule: messenger RNA, 7755 nt
Organism: Brienomyrus brachyistius
Lineage: Eukaryota; Metazoa; Chordata; Actinopteri; Osteoglossiformes; Mormyridae
Product: NACHT, LRR and PYD domains-containing protein 12-like
Exons: 12
Coding region: 3218-7048 (1276 amino acids)
Molecular function (GO): protein binding
Source: RefSeq, a predicted model, not a curated record
ACCGCGGUGAUUCUCUCUACAACGCCAGUCACCUACAUACUGUACGUCUGCCUCCCCAGCCAGUUACCAUUCAAGUCUGAGGGUGCGACCCUGAAGAGAGACUGAGGGAAUCACGAACAGUCUACAAGAUCGCCUGCAAAACUGCGGACCCCUGUCAGAAACGACAUCCGUCGGCAGACAAAGGAGUCGGAAAACAUGAUCAAGAAGGAGCUGAGCUGUCUCCUUCCCUGAAGGUAACUUAGUUACACAAACUGUACAGCCUUUGAAGAGCGGUUCACCACUGUGAGGACCCCAAUAAAACCCCUGGAUGGAGGCAAUCCAAUGAUGAAUUCUAGGGCAAUAUGGAACCACGGGAAAUGAGGUGCAGGAAGCGAUUGCAGCAACCCGGCUGGAGCUCGACAGGGUUUCUCAUUUUGCACAUAGAUAGAACAGGCAGCAGCAAAGCUGCAGAUAACCUGGAGCAUGGUGGGCAACCAGAGACACUGUUCAAGCAGGGUUCAGGUUCACUGGAUCCCGGGAUGACAGGCGAAAGGGGAGGAAUGUCCCCACUGGAGAGUCUGGAUAUGCAGGAACUCAGGAACGAAAAGCUGGUUUGGUGGGGAUCCCACAGGAACCAUGACAAAUGCUGCACUGCCUUAACGGCUUCCUCUUUCCUCCAAGUGACAUCUCCAGUGAAACAGCUGGCAGGCAAGACUGGACCUAGAUCUUCUCCUCCGCCAUCAUCCUCAAACUGCCUGGCCAUAUGCAUAACUUUCCGUGUAUGAGGGUCAUUAUGACUUAACAAGAGAUGCAAAAGUCGAGGUUUAAUGGGUUUGUCUUACUGAGUACUGUACAUGCAAACUGAAAAACACAAAUACGCAGAUAUUGACUUACAUGUUUUAUUUACGAAAUUGAUUUGUUCUGCUGUACUGGGACUGAACCUGCUACUUUUUAAAUGACAUCUUCAACUUUUGAAAAGAUACGGACACAAAGCACAGAGGUUGCUGGUAGAGCUAGAUAUCUAUGGGCCAGUGUAUGGAGAUGGGGGAUGUGCUUGCCAGUACACAUAACCUUCGUGGGCGGUUGUAAAUGGAAAUGCUCUCAUACUGGAGACCUGGGUCUCUUGCUUACAUUUUUCAUAUUUAUGUACUGAAUAGCUGUAAUAUCAAACACUAUCGCAGUAAAAGCAACCAAAGAAACAGCUGGAAGUACAAGACAGACUUAUUUUUUACGUGGGAAUGUAACUGAAACAAUACAAAGGUGAAGGGCACUGUGUAAAUAAGCACAGCAUGCUUUAUUAUAUGAGUCACCCUCCAAGGUAAAGCUCAGUGCGGUGCCUCCAAGCACUAUUGCUUUGAAAACUCGACACGUGAUUCAACAUGGUGUAUCAAGCAGCCCGUCCAUAAUGUACCCUCAAGUAAAAUGUUACCGACUAAUGUUCCUGAUAUACCAUCCUUGAUAACGGUGGGCUUCUAAAUAUUUAGUCUAGUAAAAAUCUGAGUAUCAAAUGAGUUCUUCUAUCCCAAGCCACAGUCUAAAAGCAAUGAUACUGCCACCGAUUACAUCUGUUCUAGGGAGAUGCACUCCUAUUGCCACUAGGGGAGCUGUCACCUUCUCUCAGUCCUGAUAAAUAAUGUAAUGCCGUCUAGGAAACCAAUUCAGUUGAAUUAGAUGCGAGAAAAUGUGAGAAAUGUUCUGUUCUCAGACAACAAAGUUAAUUUAAGAAGAAUGAUUCGUUUUCAAAAUUUUAGGUGUGUAGAACCACUGUACAUGAUUCAAAUGAGAAAAAAUAAUUUUUAUUUUCAGUGUGGUUGGUUGAAACAAAAUCGUCUGGAUUUGUACAUUGCGGACCUGAAUCUUCCACCUCUGUUUGUAAUGGAGUACUUUUGUGAGUAAGGUGAGUAAUGAAACCGACAGGUGCAAACAAUUCAAAGAACAAGGGAAUUUCAAACUCAGAUGAAGACAGGAGCAGUCUGGGUAAUGUAGUCUGUUAAUCCUGGCCUGUGACAUAUACAGCCCUACAGACCAUAUAGUUGGAAGGCUGCUGUGGUUGACAGUUGGUGAACUGACUAUUGAAUAUAAAGCUAACAUUACUUUUGGUUUUUAUUACAGAGUCAGAUUGUGAAACACGGAAACCGGUUUAUGUACAACCAUAAUCAUCUAAGCGAUGGAUCACCAUUCCCAUGUAGAGGUUUGGCUAUAACAUUUCAGUCUGUGAUGGAUGUUGUCCAUGAAUACCAGACACUGAAAGGCAGGAGAACUUAAGCUGAGUAACUGUUUUCAGCUGAAGGUUGUUGAAAAUAACAGACGAAAAGUUCACUCUCUACAGUGCUCUUCCUCCAGCUACUUCCUUACUGCACUGCACCAAAUGUUACAGAUGGACUGUAACAGAACAGAAUAACUUAGCAGACAAAUAGCUCACUGUAGUGCUCUUCCUCAGGUUACUUCCUUACCAUAUCGCAAUGCACCAAGUGUUACAGACGUACUGUAACAGAACACAGUAACUUAGCAGACCAAAAGUUCACUCUCUGCAGUGCUCUUCCUUCAGCUACUUCCUUACUGCACUGCACCAAAUGUUACAGACGUACUGUAACAGAACAGAAUAACUUAGCAGACCAAUAGUUCACUCUCUACAGUGCUCUUCCUUCAGCUACUUCCUUACCAUACCGCACUGCACCAAAUGUUACAGACGGAUUGUAACAGAACAGAAUAAUUAAGCAGACAAAACCUCACUCUCUGCAGUGCUCUUCCUUCAGCUACUUCCUUACUGCACUGCACCAAAUGUUACAGACGGACUGUAACAGAACAGAAUAACUUAUCAGACAAAAAGCUCACUCUCAGCAGUGCUCUUCCCCAAGCUACUUCCUUAGCAUACUGCACUGCACCAAAUGUUACGGACAUAAUGUAACAGAAUAACUCAAUCAUAAAUAUGUAUAAUAAUAUAGGAUGCUGUGUUAGUGUAUAUUAGUCUAUGCUGAUUUUGCCAUCAUUGCGUUAAUGUGAUCUGUUGGGUCUUAAACUAUUUUUCUUGUUGUCUAUCUUGGACGCGUCUCUCUUUCAAAAGAGAUUUUGAAAAUCAGUGAGUCUAACCUGGUUAAAUAAAGGUUUAAUAAUGAUGCAGAACAUAAGCACACACAUGUGCUUCUUAUAGUAAUGAAUGAAUCAUAGCAGGUGUCUCCAGCAGCCACAUAAGACUGUGAACAGGAAACCUGCCUUCUGUUAACAGAAAGGACAGUGUAUGUGUGGGAGUGACCAUGUACAGGUUUGUGACAUCUCAAAAACACAUCUCCAACUUCUGCAGACCCAGACCUCGCUCACUGACCUCUUGCUGGAUUAUCUAAAUGAUCUCAGUGAUGAAGAGUUGAAGGAGUUUAAACUGCGUCUCCCAGUGAAUAAAGAGUUAAAGCCCCUUCCCAAGGGUCAGAUGAAAACCUUGGGCAGAACAGAUUUCGCCGAAAUGAUGAUGAAUUCCUACAGUAAAGCCGGGGCUCUCAAAGUCACGCUUGAGAUCCUGAAGAAGAUGAACUUGAAUGACCUUGCUCAGAGACUGAAUGAAGACCUGCAGAAGUGUAACCAAGCAGAAAGUGAGCAGAGUGACAUGUUGGAGACGAGUCAACUCAUGUUGCACAAAAUAAAAUGCUCUUUGAAAGAGAAAUUUGAGUGUGUGUAUGAAGGGAAAGCUAAGGAAGGACAGCGAAUACUUCUCAGUGAGAUUUACACAGAACUCUACAUAACUGAAGGUGGGACUGGAGGAGUCAAUGAUGAACAUGAAGUGAGACAGAUUGAAACAACAUCCAAGAAAAGGCGAACAGAAGAUACUACAGUCAAGUGCAAUGAUAUAUUUAAACCCUUAUGUGGGCGUGAGACACCUAUCAGAACUGUACUCACUAAAGGGGUGGCAGGUAUCGGGAAAACAGUCUCUGUGCAGAAAGUUAUUCUCGACUGGGCAGAAGGAAAAGCAAACCAGGAUGUUCACUUCAUAUUUGCUCUUCCUUUCCGGGACCUGAAUUUGAUUAAGGGUGAAUACAGUCUGAUUGAACUGCUUCACCGCUUUGUCCCAGAACUGAAAUCACUUGAAUCCACUGAGUUAUUUGGGUACAAAGUCUUGUUCAUCUUUGAUGGUCUGGAUGAGUGUCGCCUUCCUCUAAAUUUUCGGAACAAUGAGAGUUGGUUUGAUGUAACAACGAAAAUGUCACUGGAUCUACUGUUGACUAACCUCAUUAUGGGGAAUCUGCUCCCAUCUGCUCUCCUUUGGAUAACCUCCCGGCCAGCAGCAACCAAUCAGAUACCUCCUGAGUACAUCCACCGGGUGACAGAGAUACGAGGGUUCAGUGAUGCCCAGAAGGAGGAGUAUUUCCGGAGGAGAUUCAGCGAUGAGAGCCUGGCCAGCAGGAUAAUCACACAUGUGAAAUCAUCAAGGAGCCUCCUCAUCAUGUGCCACAUACCUGUGUUCUGCUGGAUUUCAGCCACUGUGCUUAAGAGGCUUUUUACUGAGAAUGACAGGGGAGAAAUCCCAAGGACUCUGACUGAAAUGUACACACACUUCCUGAUUCAUCAGGCAAGUUUUAAAAAAGACAAGUAUAUGAAAAACUAUGAAAGCAAGCUAAAUGAAAACAGCAAGGAAUUCCUUUUGAAACUUGGUAAAUUGGCUUUUGACAACCUUGAGAAAGGCAAUCUCAUAUUUUAUAAGCAAGAUCUGACAGAGAAUGACAUUGAUGUCACUGAAGCUUCAGUUUACUCUGGAGUGUGCACAGAAGUCUUUAAAGAGGAGUAUGGGUUGUACCAGGAGAAGGUGUACUGCUUUGUGCAUCUGAGCAUCCAGGAGUAUCUCGCUGCUUUAUAUGUGUUUCUGUCAAACUCAUCAGCUGACCUGCUGAAGACUGCAGUGAAUCAGGCAUUAGAGAGCAAGAAUGGACACUUGGACCUCUACCUCCGCUUCCUCCUGGGCCUCUCAACAGACUCCAGUAAGACUCUGUUACAAAGGCUACUGGGGCCGACAGAAACCUGCUCACAAACCAUUAAGGAAACAUCCCAAUACAUCCGUCCAUCCAUUUUCCAAACCAUUCAUCCGUUAGGCUCUCUGAGAGUCCUGAACCUAUUCCGGAAACCAUGGGCACGAGGCAGGGAACAACCCAGGACGGGGGGGCACCCCAUCACAGCAGCCCAAUACAUCAAGGAGAAAAUACAGGAGAAUUUAUCUCCAGAAAGGACCAUCAACCUCUUCCACUGUCUGAAUGAACUUGGUGACAAUUCUCUAGUAGAGGAAGUACAAAGAUACCUGAAUUCAGGAAACAUUUCAGCAGAUGACCUCUCACCUGCACAGUACUCAGCUCUGGCCUUUGUGAUGCUGAUGUCAGAUGAGGAGCUGGAUGUGUUUGAUCUGAAGAAAUACAUUAGAUCAGAUGAAGAGCACUGCAGGCUGCUGCCUGUGGUCAAGAACUCCAGGACGGCUCUGCUGAACAGCUGUGAUCUCAUAGAUAAACACUGUGAAAUGCUGUCUUCAGCUCUAAGAUCAAACUCUUCCCCCCUGAGAGAGCUGGACCUGAGUGACAAUAACCUGAAGGAUUCAGGAGUGAAGCUGCUCUCUACUGCACUGGGGGAUUUACACUGUAAACUGGAGAUAUUGAGGCUGUCAGGCUGUAGAGUCACAGAAGAAGGCUGUUCUUCCCUGGCUUCAGCUCUGAGGUCAAACCCCUCACACCUGAGAGAGCUGGACCUGAGCUACAAUCACCCAGGAGACUCAGGAGUGAAGCUGCUCUCUGCUGUACUGGAGGAUCCCAGCUGUAAACUGGAGAAGCUGCAGGUGGGUCGGUGUGAACUCACAGAGAAAUGCUGUGAGGCACUGGCUUCAGCUCUCAGAUCAAACUCCUCACCCCUGAGAGAGCUGGACCUGAGUAACAAUGACCUGCAGGACUCAGGAGUGAAGCUGCUCUCUGCUGGACUGGGGGACUUACACUGUAAACUGGAGAUACUGAGGUUGUCAGGCUGUAGAGUCACAGAAGAAGGCUGUUCUUCCCUGGCUUCAGCUCUGAAGUUAAACCCCUCACACCUGAGAGAACUGGAUCUGAGCUACAAUCACCCAGGACACUCAGGAGUGAAGCUGCUCUCUGCUGUACUGGAGGAUCUCAGCUGUAAACUGGAGAAGCUGCAGGUGGGCUGGUGUGAACUCACAGAGAAAUGCUGUGAGGCACUGGCUUCAGCUCUCAGAUCAAACUCCUCACCCCUGAGAGAGCUGGACUUGAGUGACAAUGACUUGCAGGACUCAGGAGUGAAGCUGCUUUCUGCUGGACUGGGGGACUUACACUGUAAACUGGAGAUACUGAGACUGUCAGGCUGUAGAGUCACAGAAGAAGGCUGUUCUUCCCUGGCUUCAGCUCUGAGAUCAAACCCCUCACACCUGAGAGAGCUGGACCUGAGCUACAAUCACCCAGGAGACUCAGGAGUGAAGCUGCUUUCUGCUGUACUGGAGGAUCCCAGCUGUAAACUGGAGAAGCUGCAUGUGGAUUACGGUGGAGAGUGCAGGACCAGAGCAGGCUUACAGAAAUACUCCUGCCAGCUGACGCUGGACCCCAACACAGCACACAGACGCCUGUCUCUGUCAGGGGGGAACAGGAAGGUGACACAUGAGUGGGGGGCAGAGCAGCCAUAUCCUGAUCAUCCAGAGAGAUUUGACAGCUGCCCCCAAGUUCUUUGCAGAGAGAGUCUGACUGGCCGCUGUUACUGGGAGGCUGAGUGGGAUGGAGAUGCAGCCUGGAUAGGAGUCACUUAUAAAGGGAUCAGGAGGAAAGGAGGGAGGGACUGUGGGCUUGGAUACAAUGACAAGUCAUGGAGUCUGUACUGUAAUAUUAACUGUUACUCUGUCCGACACAAUAAGAAACAGACUGUCAUACCCAUACGGGCCUCAGGCUCCCGCAGAGUAGGAGUGUAUCUGGACUGGGGGGCUGGUGCUCUGUCCUUCUACAGAGUCUCCUCUGAUGGACUGACCCCCCUGCACAGAUUCACCUCCUCAUUCACUGAGUCCCUCUAUCCAGGGUUUGGGGUUAAUAUAAACUCCUCAGUGUCACUGUGACGUGUUGCUGGUUCUCCUGGCAAAAAGGUAAAAUCUCUGCUUUUUAACCUUUAUUAUCAUUUUUACUCUGAAAUGUACAAAAGUCUUAGGCAGGCAAAGAAAAUGAUGUUUAGAUUAUCCUCCUGUUGGUGUAAAACUAUGAUAUGAUGCCUGACCUCAUACAGCUAGUCAAUCUCUCACUGACUUUUUAAACCAGUAUAUUUCAUUAUUUAAUUAGGCUGUUGGUGAAAUUUAACAAAAUCAUGGAACGGCUGAGGUGCCCCUGAGGAGAAGUUUGGGAACUGAAGCGGUGUUCAUCUAGCCAUCCAACUAGAUAUCAGUAACUUUUUAGGAAACAGAAGAAAUUAUUACUAGUUUUUAUUGUGUUACUCUGAAUUUGCACACAUUCUAAUAUUAAAUUGUGUUUUUUGUUCUAAGCCAAAGUACACUUGCUACCCAGAUAAACUUUAAACAUUUCUUUGGACUGCCUAAGACUUUUGCACAGUACUGUAUGUUUGACAGAAAAUAAAUGACUGUGUUCAGUGAAGUGAAUAACAUGAAAAAUAUAGUUUUAUACGUUUAUCUCUCUGAGUAAAAUGUAACUAAAUGUAAUCCUGAUUGGGGGGGGGCUUUCCCUCUCCCCUGUAUAUUUACAUUGUAUAUAUUUAUGUCCAUUUACUGUAUUCCCUCCCUGUACAGUGACAAUAAAGGCUUUCUGUUCUGUCCUA